AAGGCGUUACAUCUUUGCUCCGCCUAAAAGGCGUUCCAUCUUGCAUCAAUGAAGACAAUACUUUGGUUUGUUCUCUGUUGUUGUGCCUUAUCGGCGAGGGCAAGUAAUCAAAAUACGAUCCCCGGUACUACACCAUUAUCAGACGAAAUCUCUGGGUUCAGUUUGGAGUUGCUGCUAACUAAGCUAGACUACAUCCAGCAUAUGCAAGAAAAGUUGCAUGAUAAGUUGUUUGCAGCCGUUGGUAAACUUGAGAGUGAAAUUGGACGUAAUUUCAGCAAGCUACAAGAACGAUCGUCGCAACAAGGAACGUGCGUUAACCAUGGCGUCAUUGGCAUACCGGAAAUACCGAAACAUAAUACUACCGCAUCAACAACGGAACAGAUCGCUGGCCUUGCUUAUUCGUCGUGCAGAGAGGUGCCAUCGAAUGUUUCAGGAUCAUAUCUCAUCCGUGUUAACAACGAAAGUGAACCAUUCAGGGCGUACUGCGAACAGCAAGCAUUCGACGGAGGUUGGCUGGUGGUGCAGCAUCGAUUCGAUGGAUCACUGGAGUUUUUCCGCUACUGGUCCGAGUAUCGAAAUGGUUUCGGGGAUGUUGAGAAAGAGUUUUGGCUCGGCCUGGAGAAGCUUCAUCAACUCACGACGGAGCGUCCACAUGAGUUGAUUAUUGAAAUUAAGGACUUUCGUGACUAUUAUGCUUAUGUCCGCCAUAACUCGUUCGCCGUUGGCAGUGAAAGUGAGAAGUAUAGACUCAAAGCACUGGGAGCGUCCAGUGGAACAGCUGGAGAUGCGCUGGCCUAUGGCUUGGGAAUGCAGUUCUCAACGCAGGAUCGGGACAAUGACCGAUGUAACGUUAAUUGCGCUGCUGUUUACAAGGGUGCUUGGUGGUACAACACGGGUCCUUACUCAAAUUUGAACGGAUUGUACAUGAAUUCCAGCGAUGGUAGAGCGAUGGUAUGGUAUACCCUUACAAGGACCUACAUCGGAAUGAGUUAUUCGCGUAUGAUGAUUCGCCCUUUGAAGUAGCAAAGCAGUUUUGAUUCGCAUACGAAGGUUCUGUUUAUAUCAACACGAUACAUGAUUUU
Anopheles darlingi is the source of this 1082-nucleotide messenger RNA. RefSeq names its product fibrinogen-like protein A. Bases 49 to 1023 code for a protein of 324 amino acids. The transcript has a single exon. Lineage: Eukaryota; Metazoa; Arthropoda; Insecta; Diptera; Culicidae. The record is from RefSeq and is a predicted model, not a curated record.